Molecule: messenger RNA, 3028 nt
Organism: Osmia bicornis bicornis
Lineage: Eukaryota; Metazoa; Arthropoda; Insecta; Hymenoptera; Megachilidae
Product: zinc finger protein 578-like
Exons: 6
Coding region: 597-2552 (651 amino acids)
Biological process (GO): regulation of transcription by RNA polymerase II
Molecular function (GO): RNA polymerase II cis-regulatory region sequence-specific DNA binding; DNA-binding transcription factor activity
Source: RefSeq, a predicted model, not a curated record
UCAGGGCGAAGAUGCGUACUGGAGAUGCGUGAAGAACGAAAAUUGGUCUUUUCGCAGUUAUGGACUCUGGUGAACUUACAUUUGAAAGUGGCCAUAACCCUAUCCUUCCUUAUCUUGUACACAAAAUGCGUUGUAUAUGUAUUGUAGGGUAUACGUAUAAUCACAGCCGACUUCAAUACAUUAAUUAUAUUUAUAGUUGGGUAAAUAAAUGCACAGAACAAAAAUAAAGUACAAUAGAAAAAUAAUUUAUUUAUGAAUAUUACUAUUACAUUGUCGUUUAAAGCAAAUAUAUUUACAAAGAAAUGUAUUUAAUAUUCAACACUUUACAAAUAUUUCGAGGCUGAUUGGACAAUUGAACAUGAGCCAAAUAUUUUCUGAUACCUUAUCUACUCAAAAAAGUUCCACUGAAUCCAAAAACAUUUCAUAUAUUUAGUUUCUCCUAUAAUAUAACUUGAAUAAUUAUCAGUAUCAGUAAAACAAUUAUGAGUAUAAAAAUAAAGAUGCUCAUACAUGUUACAUGUAAAUAAAUUUAAGUGAACUUAACCUACCAUAAUAGAUAAACUAUCAUAUUAAAUCUAUAACUGAAAAUAUUUAUAAUGAAUGAAAAAUGUCCAAGUUGUAGACGAAUAUUAAAUACAUCAUGUUCAAGACUUGUGAAGGAUAAUUGUGGUCAUACUAAAUGUCGUAUGUGUUUAUUAUAUGAAGAACAAGGCUGCAGAGUUUGUAAUGAUGUGCAAUGUAUAGAAAAUAUUGGAAAUUAUGAUUAUCCACCUUCAACAAAAGAAAUCUUAAAUGAUAUUUCGAAUUCUGAGAAAAGUAAUAUAUGUAAUGAAGAAGUAGUACCUUUAGAAUUAGUUAUUAAUAAAGAUUCAAAGUUCAAGCUUAAUAAUUUUGAACUUACUGAUAAUUACGAAUUAUAUUGUGAAGAUAUAUUUAAUAAAACAAGAGAAACGUACCAGUCUUCUACAACUGAUACUAAGGAUGAUGAUGUUUCAAAUAAGUUAUAUGUUUCUAAAGUAGAAUCUGAUAGUGUGCUUUCAAGUACUCAGUCACAUUUAAACAGCAGUGCUGUAAUACAAUCAUGUAAUGAGGAUAAUAAAACAGAGUCUUUAAAGAAUGAAAAAUUAAUGAAAAAUAAAUCCACAAAGUGUUUGGAUCAUAGUCAUAUUGUGUUAAUACCAGGAACACCAGAAAAAUACAAAUGCAAUAUUUGUAACAAAAUUUUUCGAAAUAAAAAAGGAAAAUGUUAUCAUGAUGCAUGUGUAACAGGUGUUAAACCUUAUCAGUGUACUUAUUGUGAUAGAACAUUUAUUAAAAGGUCUCACUUUGAAUAUCAUGAAAGGGUACACAGGGGGUAUAAACCAUAUAAAUGUAAUCUUUGUGAAAAAGCAUUUCCUCAGCAGAAUAAACUCAAUAGACAUAUGUACUCGCACAGUAGAGAAAAACAAUUUGAAUGUACAAAAUGUAACAAAAAAUAUUCUAAACGAGAUGAUUUAAAAAAUCAUCUAGUGGUGCAUAAUAGUACAGCUACAUAUUCAUGCAAAACAUGUGAAAAAACUUUUAGGAUGUUAACUAAUUUGAAACGGCAUUUAAAAACGCAUACAAAUGAAAGACCACAUACAUGCGAUCAAUGCAAUAAAAGUUUUAAAGAUAAAUCUCUUUUAGUUCGUCACAAAAAAACGCAUGGAAAAGAUCGUCCAUUUUCGUGUGCACAUUGUAACAGAGUAUUCUUGUCUAAAAGUGAAUUAAAACGACAUUUAACUGUACACUCCGAUGAAAAACCAUUUUCUUGUAAAUAUUGUCAAACUGUAUUUAGAAGAAAAGAUAAUUUACAUCGACAUAUUAGACAUCAUCAUUCAGAAAAUCCACCUUUAGAUGUUAACAACACACAGAAUACUAUAUCUGAAACAAAUAUAAAAUCACCAAAAUCUAAACAAAAACCAAAAAAGAUACAAAGAAUUACUUCUAAUUCAAUACAGAAAACUCCAACUAAGAUAUCAAUGGUUGGUGUAAAUUCUCGUGAUCAAAUUAAUUCCAGAUUAGAUUCAAUGGGUAAUAUUACACCUGUUAUAAGAACUACAAAUGAAGUAAGUAAUGCAGUUUCUGUUAUCAAUGGACCAAUUAGUAUUAAAAAACCCGGUGAUAAGACUGAUACUAGGAAAAAGACAUUUACAUAUACCGAACCAAUACCACUUGCUGAAGCAGUGGUAAUAAACAAACGAAUUGAAGAAAAGUUAUAUCCACAAAACGUAUCAAAUCAUAAUUAUUUUUUCCGAAAUUGUAUAAAUUGUACAGAUAAAUCAUAUCCUGUCCUCGUAAAGCAAGUAUCUUGUACAUAUUCUAAUACAAAAAGUUCUUUAAAUAAAAUAGCUCAUCAUGAAAAUUCGUCUCUAGAAACAGAUUCAAAUGUGCAAACAAAUUUGAUACAUCAAAACGUAGAAAAACAAAUUUAUAAUAAAAAAGAUAUUAAAUUAAAAAUCAAAGAUAACAGCAAUCAUUCAAUUCCCAAUUCUACUGGGAAAUUUACAAUUCAAACAGUGAAUGUUAGUUAAAGGUAAAUGCUUCUUACUUACUAAUUAUGAAUCAAUGAAUUGAUUAUGUUAGUGAACGCGUUUAAUCAUUUCAACCAAACAUUUUUAAAACAUUUAAUUAAAAAAGUGGAGUAAUGAAUAAUUUUUCAUUAAUGAUUUCGAAAAGUUAAACUAAUAUGCACCAAAGAUGUUAAAUUACUCUGAUACUAUGUCAUACAUAACAAAUAUGUGAAACAAUUAUUUAUUCUUUAAAGUAAAGUAGUUUUAAAUAUUUUAUGAGAUUUUGAAAAGAACAAUCUAAAACACAAAAACAUUUGAUUACAACUUAUUUUAGCAUAUUAUACAGAAAAAGAAACAAAGCGUUCGCAGAAUUAUUCGAAUAUAGUUUCAUUAAAGACCGAUUGGCACUUCCGGCGUUGUCAUGAACUAUAUUUAUAAUAAUUAUAUUAUAUGAAAAAAGAGUGGUUUCUACAAAAAUAAAUUUAUAUUAUUUGUAU